Messenger RNA from Symsagittifera roscoffensis, 3799 nucleotides. Its product is annotated as ubiquitin carboxyl-terminal hydrolase 42-like. The coding region runs from base 46 to 3603 and encodes 1185 amino acids. The transcript has 3 exons. Gene Ontology annotation, biological process: protein deubiquitination. Gene Ontology annotation, molecular function: cysteine-type deubiquitinase activity. Lineage: Eukaryota; Metazoa; Xenacoelomorpha; Acoela; Convolutidae. The record is from RefSeq and is a predicted model, not a curated record.
GAUUUCAGACUGUUAUGAAUUGUGAGAAUUUGUACCAAUCGAGUAAUGCCCGUGUCCAAUCUAGAUGCCCUCAUCAAAGAGUCUGUCAGCGGCGAGACGCUUGCCGCCGCACCGUUUGAACAAACCGUGAAAAUAUCUCUAUCCAAUAUCAAUCCUAAUAAACCCACUCUCUCGAAUUGCAGUGCAUCAAGCUCAGGUGUUCGAAGUCUCAUUAACUCAUCGAUAGACUUCGAGAAAAACGAGUCAACAGAAAAUCCGCUCUAUGAUGCUCUGGAGCGAAACCCGAACAUCAUACACGUUUCUAGGAAAGAAGAUAUGUUCAAACCUUUCUCGUAUUUCAGCCGAAACAGCAGUAGUUCAAAUAGUAGUUCGAACAGCAGUCAAAGUAGCCAGAAUUCAUUGAACGGAUUCCGGAAGGAUCUCUGCAACGGGAAAUCUGCAAAUCAUCAAGUGAAUGAUGAUGUUCCACUUCCCAAGUUCCACCUCUUCCAAGGUCAGAUUGACGUCAAUUGGAGGAACCGCGGAUUACAAGCGGGCAGUGGGUUGCACAAUCAAGGAAACACCUGUUUCCUAAACUCAGUACUUCAAUGUUUAGCUUACACGGCGCCUCUGUAUAAUGUGCUUGUAGAUGAUAAUCACGCGGCCAAAGCGUGUAAGAUCCAGAGCCAAAACUGCAUGUUGUGUGAGGUGCAAAGAACUGUGAAAAGAAUAUUCGAUCACCCUCAAAACGCAAUCAGUCCGAACUCAAUUGUCCAUCGAAUUCGAGAAAUCGGCAAGUGUUUUCACCCAGGUAGACAAGAAGAUGCGCACGAGUUUUUGAUUCAUUUUUUUGAGUCGAUGCAAAAAGCGUGUCUGAACAAUAAGCCCAAGUUAGAUAAUUACACACAAUCGACAAGUCUUUUGCACCAAAUAUUCGGAGGAUAUUCUCGCAGUCAAGUUAUCUGUUCAAAAUGUCACAAUCGAAGUAAUACAUACGAGACCUUUCUUACGUUGUCAAUAGAUGUCCAACAUUGCCAAAGUAUCCGAGAUAGCUUGGGACGUUAUACAAAGAAAGAGUUUCUAGGAAAUGCGAACCUCUACAAAUGUGAAAAAUGCAAGCAGAAAGUGGAAGCGACACGGAGAGUAACGUUUCACAGACUGCCGAAAAUUUUGGUUCUUCAUUUGAAAAGGUUCAAUUAUAAUGGCCUUAAUAUGAAACUGAGUAAACAUUUGAACUUUCCAGACAUCCUUGAAAUGAAUCAUUUCUUAAGCGAAGGUGUAAGUCGCGCAGGAGCUCAGUAUCAAUUAUACGCAGUCUUGGUUCACUCGGGUUUUUCAUCGCAUUCAGGUCAUUACUACUGCUUCGUUAAAGCCCCCAAUGGUAUGUGGUAUAAAUGCAAUGAUUCCCAUGUCUCAAAAUGUAGUGUUAAUAUGGCAAUGCAAUCAGAAGCCUACAUGCUCUUUUACUCCCAGAAACAACCGCCUCAGCAGAAAAAUGAGCCCUCAGAUAACACCUCGUUGUCAUCAAAAUCACCUUUGUCAGAAUCAAAUAAAAUAGCUGAUUCAAUGAGUAAAUCGCCAAUAAUGAACGGAAAAGCUCAUCAUUUGGGUCCGAAACAAAAACUGUCGCUGGAUGGUUUGACCAAUGGUAUCCGCGAGCAUCAUAAGCCGACACUGGAAACAUUUCCAAAAGUCGGAGCAAGUGCUGUCAAAAACAGUACAACUAACAGUGAUCGUGACUCUAUAUCGACGAGUUCAACUUCCACGGGGCUGAAGACAUCGUCGUCGACUGUUAAACCGACUUUGAGCUUCAAGAUUCCGAAGCGGUCCGAGGAAAACGAAGCAAACGAUAUGAACAAUUCGAAGAUGUUACAGAAUGCAAAUGAGAAUCUAUUACAGAAGUGUCACAGCUACAGUAAUGUCCAGAAACCGGCGACUGAGUCUUCGUCGUUAUCGUCGAGUUCUAGUUCGGGCUACGACAGAUUGCACCCAUUUGCAUCUUCUGAAAGUGUGAACGGAAAAGGAAGUGAAAAGUCAAAAAGUGUUCUGCAAAAUGGCAAAGGAGCGGAAAGAAGUACAACUCUGGUGUCAUAUGCAUUGGCCGAAGACUCGGACGGCAGUGACAGUGACGACAGCGGUGAUGAUGAUAAUCAAGAGAGGGAGAGAGAGUAUAGAAAGAAAGAGGUAGUGAAGAUGAGCGAAGAAGACGGACAACCACGGCGCAAAAUGGCCAAGAUAGAUUGUACCGAAGCACAAAACAAAGUGACAAAUGACGACAAUUCUUCGACAAUAUCUUCUAACCUCAGUUUCUUCACAAGCAGCGGAAGCAAUUCGGCCACAGACUUGUCGGAAAGAAGCAACACCAGUGCCAAAAAUGCGCAAGAAGGGAAAGCGAAGACCUCAAAAUACUUCAAUUGCGAUCAAGUUGACAGAACUAAAUUGUCUUUAAAAAAUGGACGUUCGAAAUCUGGAAUCAACUCAGCCCCUGCAUCUCCGAGAUAUGGCACUGAUUCGCUAUUCCUGAGAUCUAAUGGAGCGUCGAUGAUAUCACAAAAUGGUUCAAUUAAUACGGAUCUCACGCAAAAUGGAUGUUCGGAUCUGAGCGGCGAGACGUUAUGUCCAUUGGAAAAUGCGGGAAGUCGUAUGCUAGAUGGAUCUAUGAGCGAUACAAACGGAGGUGCGAGGAGUCCUUCAGUUUCCUCAAACGAGUCGAAAAGCUCAAUGGGAUCAACUAAGAAAGCAUCGCAACUUCAAAAGUUCAAAGAAAAGGUGAAGCAGCGGUUCAAAUCUACCAAGUUCAAAAACGGUACAGCGUCUCCCGCGAAAAGAGAAGUGACUAUUUCCACGGUUAACUCUGACAGCCCUGUUGAAAACGAAAAUAAAGGAAAUAUGUCGAAUAGAUUUGCAGCAAGUCCCUACGACGAGCACAAUUACGUCCAGUAUAAACAUAACAACAUCAGCAACAUUAACAAUACGAAAACUGAUUGCCCUUCAGAUUCGAAAAGCGAAAAUUUCAGACCUCCAUUCCAAGGUCAUAAAAUGGCUGCCAUUAAUGGGGGCAGCUCAAUCACUUGGAAUGAAAGAUCGGGAUCACCGCCCAGCUCUCAGAAUCGAAUGAAAACUCAGCCCGUACCUGUGCCCAAAAACAGCAUGCGACCUUCGAGUCUGAAUUCAGGGCGGGACUUGAGCCUAACUCAAACGCAGAGUUUUGACCUUGUGGGUCAUUUAACGCAGCAAGCUGUAACUAAAUCAUGGAACGGAGAACAUCUGAGCGCUUCUGUGAACCUAAAUAAAAGCUUCUCCUAUGGAAGCAAUGGGUUUGCAGGUGCCACUAGCAGGUAUUAUGACGAUUUCGACGAGGAAGUAGAUCGCGGUAACUGUCGAAAACGAAAGAGCGACGCCACUUUUAACCGAAAUAACAACUAUAACCACAACAAUAAUUAUAUCGAGUCAAGAGGUAACUAUAAAGGCGGUUUCUACAAUCACAACGAACACUGGUACCAACAUGAUCGAAACAUGAAUAAGUUCCAGAGUUUCCACGAUAAUAGACAUAAAAAUCGCGGGUUCAAUAACCACUUUGACAAUAGAAACAGGGGUUCUUACAGUUAUAAUAAGUUCCAUUAACCCAUAAAACUGAAAAUAAAAACUUCUUCAUUGAUUUGUCAUUCAGAUUUAUGCUUCUCUUAUGUCUUAGGAUCUCAAGAAGAUUUAUUGCAAAUUAUCCUUUCUCGUGAUUAAAGUAGCUCCAAUAUUAUGAAAGUGUAUUUCAAAUUUGCAUUCUGCCAUAAUGAUGGAUGUCAAUAGAUUGUUUCAAACAUCA